This is a messenger RNA of Hemibagrus wyckioides, 5719 nucleotides long. It is a transcript of the gene cygb2, whose product is annotated as cytoglobin 2. NCBI's taxonomy places the organism in Eukaryota, Metazoa, Chordata, Actinopteri, Siluriformes, Bagridae. The transcript has 3 exons. Gene Ontology annotation, biological process: oxygen transport. Gene Ontology annotation, molecular function: oxygen binding; heme binding; iron ion binding. The record is from RefSeq and is a predicted model, not a curated record. Bases 664 to 1203 code for a protein of 179 amino acids.
ACAGAAAGAGGAAAGGGUUGUUGGGUAACACAGGAAUUCUCUUUCUCUCCCCAAUCUCUCUCUCUCCAUCUCUCUCUCUCUCUCUCUCUGUGGCUGUCAGUCUCUUCUCCAUCAACCCCCCCACCUCUGGUUGUCAGUCUCUCCUCCAUCAAACCUCUCUCUCUCUCUCUCUCUCUCUCUCUCUCACGCCCACUCAUCUCUCUCUCUCCUCCUCCUCCUCUGUAUCUCAGCUCUUCACAACGCUUCAACUUCAGAGCGGCGACAACAUCUGCGCAAGAGCACACGCGAGAGACAGAGCAAGCGAGAGAGAAAGAGAACGAGAGAGAGAGAGAGAGAAGCUUUUCUGAGCAUCAGCAAGGGAAACAAGUCACACUGAGAGACAGGAGCAUAAGAAGCGAGACGGUGUGUGUGAGUGUGAAUGUGUGUGUAUGAAUGCGAGUGUGUAGUCGUGUGUGAGAGUCCGAGGGCACGCUGCCUCCCCGAGGGGGUCGCGAGGGGCGAGGGCUGAGAGGAGGGUGGCUGAACGCUCUCUGCUCUCUCGCCCUGCGCUUCUGCUGCCCCCUCCGCCGCUCCUCUCCGCCCCCCGCCCCACUCAUCUGCCCCUCUCCACCCGCCCCGCAGCCGCUCCUCUGCCCCCCCUCCCCGCCGUGGUGCGUGUGCAGCAUGGAGCCGGAGCGUGACGUGGCCGAGUCGGAGCGGAGAGAGCGCGCUGAGCCUCUGAGCGCCGUGGAGCGCGCCAUCGUGCAGGACACCUGGGCGCGAGUGUACGAGAGCUGCGAGGAUGUGGGCGUGGCCGUGCUCGUCAGGUUCUUCGUGAACUUCCCAUCAGCAAAGCAGUACUUCAGUCAGUUUCGAGACAUGGACGACCCGGAGGAGAUGGAGAGGAGCGCCCAGCUGAGGAAGCACGCGUGCCGUGUCAUGAAUGCCAUCAACACAGUGGUGGAGAACCUCCACGAUCCGGAGAAGGUCUCGUCUGUGCUGGAGCUGGUGGGGAAAGCCCAUGCCGUCAAGCACAAAGUGGAACCCAUGUACUUUAAGAUUCUAAGCAGCGUGAUCCUCGAGGUUCUUUCCGAAGACUUGGGCAACUGUUUCACCGACGAGGUGCAGAUGGCCUGGACCAAACUGAUGGCGCUGCUCUACUGGCACAUCACUGGAGCGUACCAAGAGGUGGGCUGGGUCAAGCUGUCCAGCUCAGCCGUCUGAGGAGCUGCUGCGAGCUCACACUGCCUCACACGCUGCACUGCCCUCCUGAUUAAUAUUCUGACGAGGAGUGACAAGUCAUUGUCAAAGAAAAAACUGGUUUUAUCCAAACACACACUCACUACAUCAUACAGUUAUUCUGGUCUCUGUAUCUGUAACAUCUUUAUAUUGCGGACAUGCAGGGAUUUAGAGCGGAGAGAAUAGAAAUAAGAGAACCUUCUGUAAAUUUCUAUCUCAUUCACCCUCCAUUUAUACCAGCAAGUGACAAAAAAAACCCUCAAAACUUUAUUUUACUAACAGAGAUAAAAGAUCUAGCACCUAAAUGAUUCUUCUGUUGUCCCCCUUUCUCCAACCGAAAAGGACCUCAAAAUCUUAAAAAUAAGAACCUUUGAAGAACCCUUUUGUCUGCAUCCCAACCUGAAUCUGUGCCCUCCACACAUUCCUUCACAGAGGAACCCUUAAUGGUUCCUGAUACACACUACAACAAAGUGUUCUCCUAUCAGAACAGAUUCCUAGUAGAACCCUUUUGUAAGCUAUGGUCAGUACUUAUCCAGUGAAACCUUAGAGAACCUUAAAGAACCAUUUUCCUAGAGUGUCUUUGUUACUGAGGUCAGACAUUUUGUUUUUCAAGUUAAGAACCCUGAAUAAUCAAAUAAACUCUUAGAACCAUUGAAGAACCCAGGGUCUCAGGGUAAUUUUUUAGAACACUAAUCUAUAAACCAUUCAUUCCUUGAUUUGUCCCACUGUAGGAACCCUGAAUGGUUCUAUGUAAAUCCCUUCAACAAAGUGUUUAGGCAUCAGAAUGGGGUUCCAAGUAGAACCAUUUUUCUAAACCAAGAAUUUGUUUAUUUUUCCAAUGAACCCUCAAACAAUCCUUUUUUUUAUUUGAUCGAGUGUCUCAAAUACCCUCUGACCUUUCUUUUUUUUUUAAAUACUCUAAUGUAUACACCAUGAUCCAUACGUUCUUUGGUUGUCCUACUGGAGAACCCUUGGAAGAUAUCUGUAGAAUGUCAUAGCAAAGUGUUCUUGACCUGUCAUUGAGUAUUCCAAAUAGAAACCUUUUGGAAGCUAAGAACAUUUUAACAUCCAAUCAAUCUGCUGGAGUGAUGUCUAAACUUCAGAAAAAGUAGAACCGUUUUUAGAAAUGCAGAACCAUUAAACACUCACGUAAUCUGCUGAAAUCCAGCUAAUUAGGAUAAUUAACCACAAAGACAUAUUAAUGGCUACUUUUAACCCAUCUUCGCCGAGGGGUGCCAAUAAUUUUGGAGGCUGUACACAAGAUUUUAGAUAUUGAAGUCCACAGGCCACGCCUACAAAAUGUGUUGCUACAUGGGUUACUUGUUGCUUGCUGGCGUAUGUGUGGAGACACAUUACUUCAUGGUAAUUAAAAGAUUACCGUUUUAUGGAGAAAAAAAUGGAUCCAUCAGUCACGGAGAAUGCUAGCAGUGAGAUAAACUGUCUUUUAAUAGAACAUUUGAUCGACAGGACAGAAAUAAAAAUCAUGUUAAAUCCUUGCUUUAAACCUGAAAUGUCCGAACUGUCAGUAACAAUCCAGCGGAUAAUUAUAGCUCUGCCGAGUCAAAAACCUGUAAUUAUCAUAAUUUACUGUAAUUACAGUGAACACAGUGUGUGUGUGUGUGUAUGUGUGUGUGUGUGUGUGUGUGUGUGUGUGUGCGCGAUUCACACAGGUACUGCGUAUCCUAAACAGCCACUAGUAACAUACACCUAAUGUCUUCUCUUGGAUAUUUCGUCAUUCAUGAAUUGAGUCAUUUUGAAUUUACAAACACACACACACACACACACACACAACUGCACUCGACACGAUGAGGCUCCAGUAUGGCUUCUGACUGUCCUACUGCUGCGUCCAGACUACUCACUAUCCCCUACACUGCAAAUCAUGAGCACUAUGUAGCACACUAAUACAGGUAAUGGAAUUAAUGCAGGAUUAGCAUCAUUGUUAAAUAUUCAUGUUCACUACCUAGGGCAUGAAACACAACAUUAUUACUGUUCUAAUGCACACUAUACACUAUAUAGGGCACUUAAACUCCAUCCACACCUUCCCGAAUGUCCCAGCUUAUAUCUUAUAUAUGUUGCUGUGUCCUAAAUCACCUAUCCUAUAAUCUAUAAAGUGUGUAUAAACACCACAACAUACCAUAACAUCUGCCUACUGUGGUUGUGUCCUAAACCACACUGCAUUCACUAUACGGUGGAAGAGUUUAUAUAUUUUAGAAAUCAUUUCUUGUUACUUUUACACACACACACACACACACACAUAUAUACACUACGGUCCUUCUUCAAGCCCACAUUUUGAGGAAAAUAAGUUUUAAAUAUUUGAGACGUAGCAUCAGUGCAAAUUUUUUUUUAAUUAUCCUUGAGCUAAUGUGAAAAUCUGACAGGAUUUCUGAAAGGAUUUUCAAAUGAUUUUCCUAAAUAUUCAUAAUGUACUCCAAAAACUAGCUUAGUUCACUCGCUAAAAUCAGAGAAAAAUGACAACAACAACAACAAAAUUAAAUACUAUAAGCCUUUACGGUUUACGCUAGCUAGCUGGCUUGAUUUUCAGUGAUAUUUAAAAAUAGUAACUCUUUACUACAUUUCUAGAAAGGUAGUUAGCCUACAUUAGCUAAUCUGACAGGAUUUCUGAGAGGAUCUUAACCGAUAUUCAAAAUCUUCACUACUUUACUGGCUAGAGAGUUAUCCUAAAUUAGCUAAUGUGACAGGAUUUCUGACUGGAUUUUAAGCGAUAUUCAAAAUCGACAUUACUGGCUAGCUAGUUAGCAUACAUUCGCUAAUUUGACAGGAUUUUAGAGAGGAUCUUAAGCAAUAUUUAAAAUCUUCACCACUUUACUGGCUAGAGAGUUAGCCUACAUUAGCUAAUUUCUGAGAGGAUCUUAGGCUAUAUUUAAAAUCUCUGCCACUUUACUGGCUAGCGAGUUAGCCUACAUUAGCUAAUCUGACAGGAUUUCUGAGAGGAUCUUAAGCGAUAUUCAAAAUAUUUGCUACUUUUCUAGCUAGCUAGUUAGCCUGCAUUAGCUAAUCAGACAGGAUUUCUGAAAAGAUUCCUUGCUGUCACAUUCUUUUUUGAUAAAAAAUAUCUUUAGUGCUAACACAAGCUAGCAUUUCUGACAGGAUUUCUAGAAGGAAUAGCUGCUCGAUCGUGUCAAGUGUCAUCACUAAGCGUUUUGUGUUAGUGAGUGCUGUGGAGUUCAUGUGAUUCGUGACUGAGGACCGCGAGAGUGAAGUGUGCCAUUUGGGACAGGCGCUUAGUCUGACUAGUAGAGCAAUAAGCACUUAGCCUAGAGGAUUGACUGUUCUACUGUGUGUGUGUGUGUGUGUGUGUGUGUGUGUUAGUAUUAGGUUAACAUCAACAAUGUAUAACGUGAAUCAUUCUGUGUUGUUUCCUGUUGCUUUUUCUUUGUGUGUGUGUGUGUGUGUGUGUGUGUUUAGAGCUGAUGUUUGUCUCCAUAGUGAGCUUCUCCUGACAGCUUGUUUAUUAAACACCUCUCCACUAUUCAUCCAUAAUGGUAACAUACUGUUCAUGCUCUCUCUCUCUCUCUCUCUCUCUCUCUCUCUCUCUCGCUCUCUCUCUCUCUCAUCCUCAUCUCUCAUGUCAUUCAUUUUGCUCUUCUUUUCAUCUACCUCUCUCUCUUCCCUUCUCUUUCUCUUGUGCUCUCUCUCUCUCUGCCUCUCUCUCAUCCUCAUCUCUCAUGUCAUUCAUUUUGCUCUUCUUUUUAUCUACCUCUCUCUCUUCCCUUCUCUUUCUCUUGUGCUCUCUCUCUCUCUGCCUCUCUCUCAUCCUCAUCUCUCAUGUCAUUCAUUUUGCUCUUCUUUUCAUCUACCUCUCUCUCUUCCCUUCUCUCUCUCUCUCUCUCUUGUGCUCUUUCUCUCUCUGCCUCUCUCUCAUCCUCAUCUCUCAUGUCAUUCAUUUUGCUCUUCUUUUCAUCUACCUCUCUCUCCUCCCUUUUCUGUCUCAGUGUCUCUCUUGUUCUCUCUCAUUCCCUUUUCCUUUUCUCUCACUCUCUCUCUCUCUCUCUCUCUCUCUCCUUCCAUCUGUGUCCUGUGUUCCCCUGACAGAUGUUUCCAUUAGCUGGCUGUUGCCCACCUGCUAGGCUCGAGGCCUGUCUCUGUAAAACAUCCUGUGCCAGGUUUUACUGUCAGUACACACACACACAUACACACACACACACACACACACACAUUCUCUCUCUCUCUCUCUCUCUUUCUAUCUCACUCUCUCUCUCAGCCUCGUACUCUAGACGUUCCCUCGUGAGUGAGUAAGUUCUCGUCUUUUCAAAGCUUGGACUUUAUAUUUUUCUAGAUAUAUGUUAUCAAUGUCCUGAAAUCUUUCAAUAAGGAUUACUAUGUUGUUUAGGGUUCUCUUUGUAUAAAUAACUACACACACACACAUACACACACACACCGCUAACGUUUGACUGUUUAAUGGGGUGUUGGCCGGUACUAAUAAAAAAUUAGUGAAGGAGAUGAUCUAAAGUCAACUAAAUGAAUAAAGUUCUCGUGUCCA